AAGUGAUUUCAUAUAACUUCAGCAUUUGUUACUGGAACUAACGCCUUUGUUCGCGCCAAAAACUCAUACAUGUAUUAAAGGAUCUGACGCACUUGUUGAAUGCCCUUGAGGAACUAUCCCACAUAGCUAGGAGACAUGUCGAUGUUUGGAGAAGCCCGCAGAGCAAAGAAGGACGUUCUGGCGGACCUAGUGUCCCUGAAGUACGAUAUCCAGGACUGCAUCGCCGCGUCCUCCAUGCGCAAGGCCGUCCUGACGUCAUCCGAAGAGGACAUCAGAGCGGACAUGGCGUUGGUGGUAGAGAAGCUCACGACCUUGCUGGAGGUGAGCCACGACAACGCGAGGCUUCAGCUCAAUCAGGAGACUAAAGGCACGAGAGAGAAGGUCAAUGACGAGAUCAUUUACCUGGAGGAGCUUCAUAAAAGCCUUGAUGACAUGGAAGAGUACGUUAAGACCAACACCUCGAACACAAACUUGAAGCCACUGAAGAUAGGCAAGGAGAAAUGCGACGCAACCAGAUCUACGUUGGAGAACUUCAAGGCAAACGUAAAGACAUCAUGCGCCAAGUUUGUAUUACACCCAUUACUUGGACAAAUCCUUGAGCACAUGGAAACGUUUGCCCUCGGAAAGACGGUCAUUAUGGACGCAAAGGAACAGAUUGGGGUAGAAAGUAUUGACAGGCAAACCCUACCAGAAGAGCAGGACUUUGAUGAUGACAUUGUCAUCGGAAUAGGGGAGCUGAAACGUGAUUCCUCUCAAGACCCUCUGCGAACGUCAUUUAUUAGAUCCAACUCUUCAAAGUUGAUCCAACUACAACCUACAAAACGAUCUGCAACGUCUCGACAAGAAACAGGAAUUUCGAAUAAGUCUGGUCUUUUUCGACAAGAAUCUAUUAAAUCUAUUGAUACAGAGAAAGGUUAUACUGGUCUCCCCUCGCGCCUUAAUUCCCGGACUGACGCAUCCAUAAAAACUGUGACCCGGCAGAAUUCUAGUACCGAGGGUGUUACAAGUCGUAAAGAGACCAAGCUAUCUAAACUCAUCACUAAAAGACCACGAAAGGAAAGUACGACAAUGGCCAAGAACCAAGAGACCAUGAACAACGCAGAGCAGUACCGCGAUAUUCAGGGACUUAAAGCCACCAUUGCUUAUCGGACAAACUCGGCGCCUUUAAUAAAUCUUCCGACUAAAACUAAAAAUGAACCUUUGGCCUCAAUAAUUGAAGAAAGCUCCCCAAUAACAAUGCUGAACCGUGAGACACUGAACACAAAGGUCCAUGAAAACGGCUGCCACAUUACGAGCAUUGCUGUUUUGGCGAACGGAUCCGUAGUUCUGUGCGACAAUGUUCAUGACUCAAUCCAGUUAUAUAAUCCGCUGACAAAAUCCGUAUCUGAGAUGGAAUGCUCUAAACCCUGGGGUGUGGCUACCGUAGGGGAAAACGCGGUGGCGGUCACGUUACACUAUAAUCAUAAAAUAAUACUUCUGAAAGUUCAACAGGGAUUGGAGAAAAUUAAUGAAAAAGAUAUUGAAUUGAAAUGCAAGGCGGCGUUGACGUAUGAUGUUAAGUUUUAUGCUUACAGACUCUACGUCCUCUGCAUUAACAGUGACAUUCAUGUCUUGGAUUUGAAAGGGCGAGAGUUUAAAGUCAUCAAAACCGGAAUAGCCCCAAAUACUCUACGAUAUUUCGACAUUGACGUAGAACGAGACACGGUGGUCGUGUCCGGAGAGAAAGGGGUCGCGUGCAUAUCCAAAGGGAUGCCUUUGUGGCAUUUCAAACCUCAGAUCGGGAAGGCAAAGAUAACGUGCACGGGUGUGAAACUCGUCAAUCAGUGCGUCAUCGUGUGUGAUUGGGAGAACUUCCGAUUGGCAGAGAUCUACGAGGACGGUUUGAAAAUACGGACCGUCCACGGCGAGGGGUUGGAGAGGCCCGUCGCCAUGGCGAUUUCCCCUGCGGGUGACACGUUCUUUGUCAGCCAAGGCGACUAUGAUAUGGAGCCGGAAAAGACGAGGAUGAUUAAAGUUAUGAACGCAAUAAUGAAGGAAGAAUAAUUGCAUAUAUAACCUUUAUGAUGUGUAUUAUUUGUCAUUUGUAAUCGAUUGUUUACAGAGGUUUUAACCCAUGUUUAAUU
Dreissena polymorpha is the source of this 2123-nucleotide messenger RNA. RefSeq lists its product as uncharacterized. The transcript has 3 exons. The record is from RefSeq and is a predicted model, not a curated record. The coding region runs from base 136 to 2043 and encodes 635 amino acids. NCBI's taxonomy places the organism in Eukaryota, Metazoa, Mollusca, Bivalvia, Myida, Dreissenidae.